UUGUAGAAAAGUGGUACUGCCCUUCUCGAUAAGUGUUGCAGGCCGAGCCUGAGCCUGGGUUGGUCAUUUGCGAGUUGGGCUGUGUGCGUUGGGGCUGUCGCUGUGUCCCAGGGAAAAGUUCCUCUGCAAAGGAGGAGCAGUAACUCCGGGACAUGUUCCCGAGGCAGGGAAGGUCCCUGCCUGCGCCGUCCUUGAGCUGCUCGGGGCGCGCUGCCGCCCGCCCGUGAGCGGAGGGCCGGGGGUUUAAAUGGGAACCGCAUUCCUGGCCCCUCGUGCCUCUGCUUUCCGGCAGCUGUAGCGUUUCCUUGGCAUCGGCUGAAGUGUAGGGUGUGUUUUUUCCAUCUCUUACGUCGUAGCUCUUUGCUACAAGAUAAUGAAUUGUCUCAAAUGAGUGAAAACACUGUCUGUCUGUCCGUCCGUCCGUCCCCAGGCGCGAUGUGCCCGGCGCUGGCGAAGGAGGCCCCGCAGGAGGAGGGCGAGGGCGGCUCCCGGAGGAGCGGCUGGGGCCUGCUGGUCACGGCCGGUGUGGGGGGGACCUUGGUGGCUCUCUAUGCUGUGGCCACCCCCUUCGUGACCCCGGCCCUGAGGAAGGUGUGCCUGCCCUUCGUUCCUGCCACCGCCACUCAGAUCCAGAAUGUGCUGAAAAUGUUGGAAAACAGAAGUGGCUCCCUAGUUGACAUUGGUAGCGGGGAUGGCCGCAUUGUGAUAGCAGCUGCAAAAAAGGGAUUCCAGGCUGUUGGUUAUGAAUUGAAUCCCUGGCUAGUCUGGUACUCCAGAUAUCGUGCCUGGAGAGAUGGAGUACAUCAGAACACCAAAUUUUAUAUUUCAGAUUUAUGGAAGGUUUCUUUUUCCCAUUAUAGAAAUGUUGUUGUUUUUGGAGUACCUCAAAUGAUGCCACAGCUGGAGAAGAAGCUAGAAGAAGAACUUGAAUGUAAUGCCAGGAUCAUUGCCUGUCGCUUUCCUUUCCCUUGCUGGAUUCCAGAUCAUACUACUGGAGAGGGAAUAGACACUGUGUGGGCCUAUGAUUUGAAACAUUCUAGAGCAUGUGAAACAAAAAGCUUGGAAAUUACACCAAAGACAGAAUCUUAAACAUUGAAUUUGAUUUCUUACAGAAAUUUUUAGCUUUGACUGGACCUGUUGAAGAUAAGAUUAACAUGGAGAGAGCCGUGGCAUAUGAAGAUGUGUAUUCACUAUAAGAACUGAAGUACAGUGGCUAUCUGAAAGCACAAAAAGGUUCCUGAAAGGUGUAGUGAAUGGUUUAAUAUGAUGUCCUGGUUUAACUCCAUCUAACAGUGGAGUACCACACAGAUGUUCACUCACCCCAGUCCACAGACUCCCCCAGUGGGAUGGGAAAGAAAACUGAAAAAAAGGUCAUACCCAUGGCCAUGGACUGAGAUAGGAAUAGUUUAAUAAUUGAAAUAAAUUUACUAAUAAUAACAACAACAACAACAACAACACGAGACAAGUAAAACCCAAGAAAGAUAAGUGAUGCACAAUACCCUUGCUCAGCACCCACUGAUGGAUGCCCAGCCCAUCCCAGAGCAGCAACUGCCAACUCUCCCCAGUUUAUAUACUGGGCGUGGUGUUCUGUGGUGUGGAAUAUUUCUUUGGCCAGUUCAGCUCAGCUGUCCUGGCCACGCUUCCUCCUGGCUUCUUGUGCACCUCCUUGUUGGCAGAACAUGAGAAACUAAAAAGUCCUUGGCUUGGAGUAAGCACUGCUGAGCAUGAACUAAACCAUUAGUGUAUUAAUCAGGAUUAGUCUUUUCUACCACAGUGCUGUACCAGCUAACAGGAAGAAAAUCAACUCCCAGCUGAAAGUUGUUAGUCAAAAUUAUGAAAAAGUUUUUACAGAAGAGGAAAACUUCAAUAUAGAAAAGGGUUUAGAGCACCAUUCACUACAGUUAAGGGGAAUAUAUGAAUAAGUUCAAAUACUCAAGUUUGUGAACUUAAUAUAUAUUUUCUUUCUGACCCUACAGAACAUUUGGUAUUGGUGUUGGAAUGAUGUGCAAUGUCUUCUCAAAUGAGCUGUAUUUCAAAAAUGUCUGAAUUUUGUAUGCCAAGUACACAGUGCUGCAUACACAAAACUGGUCCAGAUGGAGUAUGAUGAUGACACCAAUGUUUUGCACCACAGCCUUGAAUGUGUACUUUUGAAAGUUGAGUAUGACAAAAUGGGCAAAUAUAAUAAGUUGUUUGUUCAUUAACACAAGUGCUGCCUCUGAUUAUAUAAAUGGUUUUUUAUUUAACUUGUGUUCUGUUUUAGCAUCUGCUGGAAAAUAAACUCCAAGUAAGCCACUCCCCUUCUCCUUUACCUCUUUCAGUAAGGGAGGGGCAAAAGCAGAACUUGUGGGUUAAGGUAGCAAUUUACUGAAAGCACAAAGCAAGAAUAAGACAUGGCAUAGUAACAACAGCAAUAUUAAUAGUAAAGGAUACAAAAAGAAGGUAUUUUAGUGACAAAAACAAGUGUUCACCACUGGGAACAAGAAUAAUGGUGGAUGCUUCCAGUAGAUUGUGUCCUCGGACCAAAGGCAGCAUAAUAGCUGGGCAGGCAAAACAGCCAACUCGCAGUGGAGCACCAGGGUUUUCCUUUGGAAACCAUGCCCUCCACCGAUGGCAUCGCAUGGUACAGAGUAACAAGUUGGUCGUGGUGCUAAGCUCU
Camarhynchus parvulus is the source of this 2656-nucleotide messenger RNA. It is a transcript of the gene ATPSCKMT, whose product is annotated as ATP synthase c subunit lysine N-methyltransferase. Gene Ontology annotation, molecular function: protein-lysine N-methyltransferase activity. Bases 388 to 1089 code for a protein of 233 amino acids. Gene Ontology annotation, cellular component: mitochondrion. The record is from RefSeq and is a predicted model, not a curated record. Gene Ontology annotation, biological process: peptidyl-lysine trimethylation; positive regulation of proton-transporting ATP synthase activity, rotational mechanism; regulation of mitochondrial ATP synthesis coupled proton transport. The transcript has 4 exons. Lineage: Eukaryota; Metazoa; Chordata; Aves; Passeriformes; Thraupidae.